CUUUUCUCCACAAAAUCUGUCCACUAACAGCUUGUUGACACAAGCCUUGACCACAGAGCAGAUUCAACAGGAUAACAGCACUACAGCCACAAAUACAAAUCCCAUUAGUUAUCCUUCGCAGAACCAACAAUACCUUCCAACACCACAGUACCAACAGCAACAACAACAGCAACAGCAAUUCAUUCUCUCGGCACAACAACAGCAGCAACAGCAACAGCAACAACAGGACCAAUCCGUUGACAAUCUUUGGCCAGUAAAUCAAGUGCUUUCUACCUCUGCUCCAACAGACCCUGCUUUGGUCGAAAGAAUGAGCAACCAAACUGUCAACAUGACCCCCACGGGUCUGUCCAUUAUUUCAGGACAUAAGACAAUGUCUAAUGGAAUUAACUCAAAUGAAUGGCAAUCUUUCAGUGCUGCAGAGGGCAUGAGUAACAUCGCCAACACAGACAUGGAACAGCUCUUGCACGGCAACAGUAAUGAAGAAAACUGGGGCUCGGGCAGCCGCAACCACUUUAGCAUGCCUAAUCCUUCUUUCUUGGAGCGAGCAGAGCGGCAGCAAAAGCGAGAGCUGCAUACAGACGGUGUAGGACUACAACAACAACCGCAGCAGCAACUCACUCAACAACAACAGCAAGAGCUACAGCAACAACAUAUUCGCCAGCAGCAACUCUAUCAAUUGCAACAGCAACAACUUCUUCGAAUGCAGCUGGAAAUAGCUAGUCAAACACAACUACCACAAAGCCCAGGGCCUAGUAUGACGUAUCACCAUCACCCACCAUACAUGUCACAUCCAUAUGUAUCAGGAUUGAGCCAGUUCCCAACUGGACAUUCGCCAGCCAACUCUCCUUUAUCUCCAGGUAACUAUGCUGGCGACGAUUACUUUUCAUCCCGACAAGUCUCACCUGGCCCAGCUGCGUCCCCAGGAGGAUCCUCCAAAAUAAAGUCCAGACCACGGCCCUCUACCGCAGGCGCACGAGUCUCACAAGGCGGCAUUAAGGCGCUUUUUGGUCAAAGUCUUCCGAAGGGCAAUCGCACAUCUCUGGAUUUGAAAUCAGAAAACGCAUUGCAGCAUCUUAACAUAGGUGCGAAGACACCUUCUGUCAAGAAAAAGGCCAGCAAGAAUGUCUCUGCAGAUAACUCUACAAUUAGUAACAGUAAUCUCAGCAGCGGUGGUGGCCCUAUCCCCAUCACUGUCACAGAGUCGCAUGCAGACACACCAGCAUGCGAUAAUACGCCUACUAUGACGUUGGCAGAGCGCAGAGCUGCUGCUGCCUCUACAGGCUCUGGCACAACUACAGGGGCCACAGGCACAAACCAACAACGACCUGCACUGUCAUCAUCCAAGUCGAGUUCCCUUAUACCGCCUAACCUUGGAUUGGAUUCUCAAACAAAACGGAUUAUAUUACCACCUAACAUCACGCCUGGUUCGGAGCUGGGACCGUUGACCAGUCCGGCUUUGCUCUCCACUUCAGUUUCUUCACCAGCACCCAUCCAAAUCGAUCGAAUCAUCCCACGAAACUCUAGUUCUCAGGCACGAACAGAGGAACAGCAGAGGCAGCUAGAUGCUGCAAUGGAGCGGGUCAACUUUGAAGAUGUCACUGUGGCGGAGCUUAAGGAAAUGCUAAGACAACGAGGUAAACACGGUGGAGGUAAGAAGGCUGAUUUGAUUAAGCGCUUGCAGGCUGAGAUCGAGUUGAUUCGAGCAAAUCGCAAUGCAAGUCUUUCCCGAUCAAAUGGUGGUCCAUCCUCGACUCCUGUUCCUAUCCAUUCUCCAGGGCCCUCGCUUCACCGCACGUUAGGGAACCUGCACAUAGGCUCACCCCCAAUUCAUUCUCAUGCUUUGCAUCCGACAUCGCCAUCUGGACAUCGCUAUACUCCUUACUCGGCCCCUUUGCCAUCACCUGGACUUACAAGCAAUACCAGUGUUGCCGUUAAUAAUGUUAAUAGCGAUGUAGGAGCGAUUGUUUCCCCUGCACCACCCUCAUCAAGCAUGGAUACUCCCACUAAAAACACAGCUUUAUCUGGUGUGCGUGAUUCAGGUUCAGCGCCAAUUAUUACAGGUCCCCCAGGAAUGUCUUCCAUGCUCGGUUCCUCUUACCUUUCAUCCGAUGUUCAAAUACAUUCAACUUUGGCUCACUCGCACAACAAUAGCAACAACAAUAAUAACAAUCACAGUAAUGCCCACAACCAUCAGCAAGCUACACCCACUAAUGGUACCUCUACUUUAUCUGCCAAUGUACCAUCAUCUUCAACCCACACCAGCCCAACAGGAAACAAUAGCUUAAGAAGCAGUUAUAGUCCUGAAUCCUACACUACGGAUAACUCUGAUUUUAUGGUGGAUCAGGAGAAUCGUCAAAAUGACGUAAUGCUAACCGGGGCAGGCAAGGCUGAAGAGGCCGAUCAAUUCAUGAGUUCUGAUGAUGUUGCGCUCUGUAACGAGUUUUUGGCUGCUCCUGGACUUCUUGCAAUGCAAGGAGGUGAUGACGAAUCCAUCAUGUCGGACUCGAACCCCAAUGGGUUCUCGGACCAGCAACAGAGCAAUAUGUUUGGCUUCCAACCACUGAUGAACCCAUCAUUGACAAUCACUGGCGAUGGAACGGAUUCUUCAAAUAUCAAUCAAGUUAAGGAUGGAUUCUUAGCGUUCCCUCCUCCAACAAUGACAGGAAAUGAAAUGAACCUCCAUCAACAGCAAUCGCAACAGCAACAGCAACAGCAACAGCAGACAACAUUCAAUUUCGAUUCAAACUUUUCAACCGAAGGAGAGAUGGAUUCUACCCUCCAUCACCAAUCUCUCUCACAGGAUGAUCUGGAUAUGCUCUUGCUUGGGUCGCAGGAGUCAAUGACGUUCGAACCCUCCGACUCGACGUACUCCAAGGAUGGCUUCAUGUGGUGAAAUAGCUCUCCCUUGUCAUCAUAACUACUGUACAUCAUUCUAGACCUUGCAUUUUGAUAUCCUAGUCCUUUGAUCCUUCAUAGAUUUUUUUUUUUCUUUCUGCUUCACUUAUUG
This is a messenger RNA of Lobosporangium transversale, 3007 nucleotides long. RefSeq lists its product as hypothetical. The record is from RefSeq and is a predicted model, not a curated record. The transcript is spliced from 2 exons. Bases 308 to 2893 code for a protein of 861 amino acids. Lineage: Eukaryota; Fungi; Mortierellomycota; Mortierellomycetes; Mortierellales; Mortierellaceae.